CAGAACACAUGGCAGGAUAAAUACAGUGCCAAUUCCAUUCAUAAUACCCCAGAACACGGCAGGAUAAUUGUAGCUCCAAUUCCAUAUACAAUGCCCCCAGAACACUUCAAGAUAAAUACAGUGCCAAUUCCAUAUAUAAUGCCCCAGAACACAAAUCUAGCGCCAAUUCCAUAUAUAAUACCCCAGAACACAUGGCAGGAUAAAUACAGUGCUUAAUCAAUAUAAAAUAACCAUCCUGGGUGUUGUAGGAAAUUAAUCGAUGUUGCUUAGUCACCCCCAAAUCUGUCUGACAAUCUGCCUAUGAUGAUUCAUUUUGGUUGUGAGAUUGUUGGCAGACCUGGAACUGCAUGGGGCUCACACAGUAAUGAUCCAGUUAAUUUGCCCAUCCAUAUAAACUGGCAUUGUCAGCUAUGCAGUUGAAUUCUCAAGCCAUGCCCACUCCUUAAAGGUAAGUCUAUGGGGCUGAAUGGGAGGGGGGGUGCAUUCGAGCAACACUACCCCUUAACUCAACUCAGACUUUCAUAACCUUUGUAUAGUUUAGAAGGGAGGGCAUUAUGUCUAGGGAUGGACAACUGGAGAAGGACCAGCUGUUUCCUAAGGGAUUCAUUGAGUAAACCAGUUGGGUAGCUUUAAAUUCGGCUACUACAAACUAUGUUGAUGUAAUGGGCAUCACGUUGGCAAACCAUUAUUCUUCAAUGUGCUCUAGUUCAAGCAUGAACUGGCCAAUCCAGUUGGGCUUAUGCUCUCCUAUAUAUGUGUAUUGUUUCUACCAGCUCAACAAAGCAAUUGAAUGGAGGCAACAGAGCCUAAGCGCUAAGAAGUCCAUUUUCCUGGUCUUGCCAGACAAAAGGUAUCCUCUUCCAAUGGGUGCACAGCUGAGGUAGGUGUCAUUGGUCAUACUGUCCAAUCUGCUGUGCCCAUGUGUCAUGGCAGCUGCCAAGCAAUAGCUGCCCUUUGUCCCCAACUAGAACUCCAUUAAUGUCCAGGACUCUCUGCUUAAAGACACCCUCUCCUUCUGCUGAGGUUAUAUUUAAUGAGCAUUGAGCACACUGAGCAUGUGCAGUGCCACUGACCCCAAUCCAUACAUUUAUACCCAGCCCAAACUCUAUACACAAAACAUCUUAAAGGUUCUCAUCUCUGCAUAAAUCUGCUCAUAUAUGACCCCUACAAUUCAGUCUGUAGCUUACUGGUCACUGGAUGAGACCUUUGGGGAUGUCCUGCCAAAUACUGAACAUCAUGUUUGCAAAUCCCAUCAGACCAGGGCAGCAUUGUCGGGUUAAAGUGGUCCUCCCCCAAUGGAUCUCUGUAGGCUUCCCAUUAUGAUCUGAUUUCUGGCUAAGAAGCUGAAUGUUUGGAUCAUCCUGAUCUGCCAAACAAAAUUGGUGGCCAUAUCAGGUAAAGAUGCCCUCGUUUGCAAAAAGAACUUACCAUGUAUCACCAGCUUGAGUUUUUCAGCCAACACAACCCAUUGAAUGCUACUCUGGGAAACGGGCACAUCAAGGCAAUUGUUCACAAACUGUGGGGCUUGUCCUCUUUAGGGAGGAAUAUAGCAGUUGCUGUGGGGGGGGUCCCUACCUAAAGGUCAGUUCUACUCUUGAUACAAUGGUUGAUACACCAAUGUUCUCCUGUAGCUCUUACCUCCUUGUAGGCUAAGGAGGCCUUAGGCAGUUGUUGGACCUCAAAGUGGGUUUGAGCUGAAGAAUCCAGGAAAACACUGGACUAGUGUAAUGAUGGCAUUAGGAAAAGAACCUCAUCCAAUUGGGUUAGUGGUAGCAAUGUCACAGCCUUGCACUUCUGUAGGAAGGUUGACUACACAACGUACAAUAUGUAUUUGGGACUGAAGGCUUCCUUCAGACUGGGCACCAGCAACCUCCUAACCAACAACAAACCGGCAUCUUAAAUUACUGCUAAUGGGCCAACAUGGCAGUGUCACUGACACUCUAAAGACAGCCCAAUAUGAUGGGGAGGUAUAAACCAUGGCUGUUACAUGGCUCCUGAACCUCUGGGCUGGUACAGUUCAGCAUCUCUCCAUAUUUUCAUAUUUAGGGUUUGGCCUUGAAAGGGCAACUAUUCUAUUGUUUUAUCAUGUUUCCCUUUGUAUUUGAAAAAUAAACACAAUAUUCAUUACCCUCUCGGUUUCUUUACUUGCUGGUUUAAGCAAGCUUAACCUUCCAAAAAUAAAUUCCAGUAGUGAUCAUUAGUUCCUUGGUAUCCCGUAAAGAAGAGAGACAGUUGGUGCUGCUACAGGGGGGUUAUCUAAGCCCCGGAAAUUCUUCCAUCCUCUCCAGCUGAUGGUUUGUCUGCCUUGGGUAUUUAUAUGUGUCUCCUCUUUCCUUGGGAGGGGUCCAUGUGUGUCUCUGAGAGGGGGACAAAAUGACGUGCGGGAUGGGGGGAUUUUUAAAUUUGGAUCUUGCAGCAUGUUUCUGUUAAUGGGAAGAGGGGUGGGCUCUCUCUGACCUUGAGUCACUGGGACUGGCAUUCCUUUGAAGAGAUGAGCCUGAGAUUGGCAGGGGCAGCUGUUGCCCAUGGGUGGGGGCAGGGACACCUCUCCCAAACCAGUAGUGUGAAUUUCUGACUUUCAAGCUGGCUUCCCCAAUGUUUUCUCUUCCCUAUUCAAUUACCGCUCUGGCUCCUGAGCUGCCCAUCUCCCAAACAGGACCACCUGUUAUUAUGCUUCUCACGCCAAGCCUCCAGUGAAACCCUCCAUUCUUUGGACGCUGAGCUUCCUAAUGUUUUGUAAGCCACACGGGCUCUCCGGUGCCUCCGCAUACCCAGGAUUAUAUGAGACUUUCUGGUGCUGCGAUGGGUCAGGACCAAACCAAGCAGCAGAUCCAAAAGGGCCUUCAGAUGUAUCAGUCCAACCAGACAGAGAAGGCUUUGGAGAUCUGGAUUAAAGUCUUGGAGAAGACCACUGAUGCGGCCGGCCGGUUCCGGGUCCUUGGCUGCCUGAUCACGGCCCACUCGGAGAUGGGAAGGUACAAGGAUAUGUUAAAGUUUGCAGUGAUCCAGAUCGACACGGCUCGGGAGCUGGAGGAGCCGGACUUUCUGACGGAGAGUUACCUGAACCUGGCCCGUAGCAACGAGAAGCUCUGCGAGUUCCAGAAGACCAUUUCUUACUGCAAGACUUGUCUCAAUAUGCAGGGCACCUCGGUCAGUCUCCAGCUAAACGGGCAAGUGUGUCUGAGUCUGGGCAAUGCCUACCUGGGCCUCAGCGUCUUCCAGAAAGCCCUGGAAUGUUUCGAGAAGGCCCUGCGUUACGCUCACAACAACGACGACAAGAUGCUGGAGUGCAGGGUGUGCUGCAGCCUGGGGGGUCUCUACACUCAGCUUAUGGAUUUGGAGAAGGCACUCUUUUUCCCAUGCAAGGCAACAGAGCUGGUGAACGAUUACGGGAAGGGGUGGAGCCUGAAAUACAGAGCGAUGAGUCAGUACCACAUGGCGGUUGCCUACCGCAAACUGAGUCGUUUAGCCGACGCAAUGGAGUGCUGUGAGGAGUCAAUGAAGAUCGCUCUUCAACAUGGAGACCGGCCACUUCAAGCCCUUUGUCUGCUCAACUUUGCCGACAUCCACAGAAGUCACGGUGACAUUGAGAAAGCUAUUCCACGGUAUGACUCUUCCAUGAGUAUCAUGACCGAGAUCGGUAAUCGCCUGGGUCAGACCCAUGUGCUGAUGGGAGUGGCGAAAUGUUGGCUCCACCAGAAAGAGAUGGACAAGGCUCUGGAUGGUCUCCAAAAGACCCAAGAGCUGGCGGAAGAUAUUGGAUAUAAGCUCUGCCUGCUGAAGGUUCACUGCCUGAGUGAGAUUAUAUACCGGACGAAGCAGCAGCAACAUGAGCUCCGCGCCCAUGUGGUGCGAUUUCAUGAAUGUGUGGAGGAGAUGGAGUUAUACUGCGGGAUGUGUGGGGAGUCCAUUGGGGAGAAAAACUGCCAACUUCAAGCACUUCCAUGCUCCCAUGUAUUUCAUCUACGGUGCCUUCAGACCAAUGGAACUCGAGCCUGCCCAAAUUGCCGCCGUUCCUCAGUGAAACCGGGCUUUGUGUGAGGACGCCGGACGCCGGAGAUGUUUUUAUACUGAAGCAAAUUCCAGGACCACGUGAUGACCUGCGUAUCUGCCCAGUGAUUCCAGUGCCAGCUUCAUUCUGUAGGCAUCAGAUUGGUCCAAUGACUAAGACUCUUGGUGGGAGAGUCAGAAGCUCUGCUCAUGGCCAUAGAAAUGUUUCUGACGUUGGGAUGACCACACGUAAGAGCCUUGAAUGCUCAUCAAGCUCGUGUUGACAGGACUGGGGUUUCAGAUGUUAUUUUUCUAAUGAUAUUUUAUACCAUGGUGCAGGCCAACGACAAAGGCAAUUGGAGAGGAGGAAUUUCUGUCUAGUGCAUAUAUUUAACAGAUAUUUGUUAAGUGUUUCAUUAUUCCAUAUAUCCAUUCAGUCGGAGAUUUCAACCCUGCCAAGAACCUUCUCCAUGCUUGGACUUUCCCAUGAACCUACCUCCCUUUGUCUAAAAGGCAUGACCUGUUUCCCGGACCUUAUUUAUAAUGCCCAUGUAUAAUGAGUGUUCUAACUUCUAGCAAUCUUCAUUUUUAUUGUGUCUGUUGAGUUAAAGGAACAUAACUCUUUUUUUUCAAGAUUUGUGUCGUUUUAAGGGUUUUCCAACUCCAUUCUAUACUUUGAAAGACAUUUACUAAAUGGUGGUCUUUGCUUUUGGGGGAGGGGUGUUGCUCGGGGUAUUGUUGACUCAAGGGGACACCUGGAAGAGGUCUUAAAGUGAAUUUCACCAACCCAUCACAAAAGAGCUUGACGUAGUAUUUUCUUUUUGAUUUUUCCUCCCAGUCUUUGGAAUGCAGGUUUUUUUUAACCUUGCUUAGGCAGCCAUUGUCCAUAUCACUGCCCAUGGACCUCCUAUUGUUUUAGAAGAUGAUUUGGUCUGUGUGUGAUCCGACUUUAUUACUAAAUGGGGCUGCGAUGGAACCCUCCCUAGCUCUUUUUAGACCAGUGAUCCCCAACCAGUAGCUCGCGAGCAACAUGUUGCUCCCCAACCCCUUGGAUGU
This is a messenger RNA of Xenopus laevis (African clawed frog), 5046 nucleotides long. It is a transcript of the gene rapsn.L, whose product is annotated as receptor associated protein of the synapse L homeolog. The transcript has 8 exons. NCBI's taxonomy places the organism in Eukaryota, Metazoa, Chordata, Amphibia, Anura, Pipidae. Bases 2782 to 4041 code for a protein of 419 amino acids. Gene Ontology annotation, biological process: synaptic transmission, cholinergic; chemical synaptic transmission; positive regulation of neuromuscular synaptic transmission. Gene Ontology annotation, cellular component: synapse; plasma membrane; neuromuscular junction. Gene Ontology annotation, molecular function: acetylcholine receptor binding; protein-membrane adaptor activity. The record is from RefSeq and is a predicted model, not a curated record.